Messenger RNA from Soboliphyme baturini, 626 nucleotides. Lineage: Eukaryota; Metazoa; Nematoda; Enoplea; Dioctophymatida; Soboliphymatidae. The record is from the annotation of a GenBank genome assembly.
GCAAGCUUAGAAGAUUCGCUGGGGUUGUCCCAGUCGCGUAUGAACACCUAUCGUGCAUUGGCAUCUCCUUCUCUCAUUUGUUUGUCGGCGAGGGAUCCGAUAAUGUACGCCUUUGAACUGAGCUGGGAACUACGGCGAUUGUCGUCCAUUGAAAAUCAGUAUAAGAUGGAAUAUCAGGCCCUCUCUCAGAAAUGUCAGAAUUUCGUCGUUGAUCUGUUGGAUCAGAUCCGUGGUUCAGACGAACUGGAAAUCCUACUAAACUACGAACCGUCCGAUCGAUGGACGGUGCGUGAAAGGGUCGUGGGAGAACGUAUGGAAUUGGCUCGUUUGAAACUUGCCGUUCAAUUUCGGCAGAAAAGAUUCGUCGCUCAUCCAAACUGCCAGCAACUUCUGACUCUCAUCUGGUACGAAGGACUUCCAGGCUUCCGCCGAAUGAAUGAACUAUUUAAAGUUUUGUUGAUACUGAUCGUUUCGCUGUGUUUCCCAAUUUUGUCGCUGUUCUACCUGAUUGCUCCCAGGUCGACCGUUGGACAGUUUGUUCGCAAGCCGUUCAUUAAGUUUCUUUGUCAUGCCGCGUCAUACUGUACGUUUAUACGUAAGUGGUCAAGUUUGAUGAUAAGUUGAAU